Molecule: messenger RNA, 897 nt
Organism: Meyerozyma guilliermondii ATCC 6260
Lineage: Eukaryota; Fungi; Ascomycota; Pichiomycetes; Serinales; Debaryomycetaceae
Exons: 1
Coding region: 1-897 (298 amino acids)
Cellular component (GO): cytoskeleton
Molecular function (GO): actin filament binding
Source: RefSeq, a predicted model, not a curated record
AUGUCAGCAACGACCACUUUAGAAGUUUCCAAAUCUACAGCAGUGCCAAUGAGCACCACCACAGGAAGUGCGGUUGCUGCAAGAGGUUCUCAUAACAUUGCGUUGGGCAAAGCUCAUCCCUAUCAGUUACCAACUUUUGAAGACAAGUUGAAGGAAAGACAGUGGAUGUUGAAUCAUAUGGCCGGAGCGUUUCGGGUUUUUUCCAGAAAAGGAUACGGUGAGGGCACUGCCGGCCACAUUUCAGUCAGAGACCCAGUCGACCCAACAACCUUUUGGAUCAACCCAUUGGGUAUGCACUUUGGUUUAAUUAGAGCAUCCGACUUGGUUCACGUGGAUGAACACGGAAAUAUUCUAGAUGGUGGUGCUCAGACCGCUAUCAAUGCUGCCGGUUUUGCAAUCCACUCCGCCUUGCACAAGGCUAAUCCCGAUGUUAAUGCUGCUUGCCAUACUCACUCCGUUUAUGGGAAAGCCUACUCUGCUUUUGGUAAACCGUUGGAAAUGAUUAACCAGGACGUUUGCUCAUUCUACAAGAGCCAUGCAGUAUAUGAAGACUUUGGCGGUGUGGCAGUGGAGGCUGAAGAAGGACGAGCAAUAGCUCAUGCCAUCGGAACCGGAAAAGGUGCGAUUCUUGCCAAUCAUGGCCUCAUCACUGUGGGCAAAACGGUCGACGAAGCGGCUUAUUUGUUCACCUUGAUGGAAAAAAGUUGCCAAACGCAACUUUUGGUAGAUGCUGCAGACAAGGGCAACAAGAAAAUCAUAGGGGAUAAAGAAGCAGCCUAUACUGAGCUUAUCAAUGGUGACCACGAAACCCUAUACACCGAAUUUCAGCCUGAUUAUGAGAUGGAACUACGUCUCUCAAAUAACGAGUUUGUGCUUGACCCAUCAAAACCUUUGUAA